GUUUAUUAGAAUUGAAUUUUAACAAAAUCUAACCUUUAAUAAAAUUUGUAUUUUAUUCAUACUUCAACUUUGCUUCAUUCUAUCUUUUAAAAAGUUUGCACAAGUUGUUUAAAACAAGUAAAUCAAGCAAAUAUUCAUUUGAAUUCUAAUAAAUCUACAAAUAAUUAUUUGAAUUUAAACAAAACCACUAUCAUACCAACUAAAGAAACAGUAACAGAAACAAAUAAAGAUGAAAUGAUUUCUUUCUUACGAACAGUAUUAAAUAAAAAUUGUCAUGGAAAAAAAUCCACAAAUCAUAAUCUACAAACAAAUGAUAAAAAACACUUCUUUGAAUACUUCUGAAUUGAACAAUGUAAAUAAUUUAUUAAUGAAGAGGACACGUGAACCAUGGUUACCUAAAAAAUGUAUUAGUCCAGGUAUAGGUAAGAGUGGUCCUUGUGAUACGCCAGAUUAUAUACCUAUAUCACAAUUAUUAAAUACAUCGAAAACAAACAAUCAUCAAAUCAAUAAUUCUUCUGAUUUAUAUAAUAUGCCACAAUAUGAUAUGUUCAAACAAAAUCAAAUAAACGAACAACAACAAUCAUUUACAAACUAUAAACAUUGUGAUGAUUCUUUAUUAGAUCGAAUCACUUCACCUUGUUUAUCUCCACCAACGCAAAUGAAAAAUUCUAAUAAUCCAAUGUUAAAUAUUCCUGAAGUCAAUACUAGUAAUACAAAUUGUAAUAAUUUCACUGAAGAAAAUGUGAAAAUUCGUUAUAGUACAAAAGAUGGAAAGUUAAAAUUUGUUAAAGAAAAUGCUGAACAAAAUUUACCAUCUAUUAUACCUAUGGAAGACAAUGGAAGUUCAGGCGAAUCAAGUCAAAAUUUAGUGGUAGGUGAUCUGUUAGUGGCUAUUGAAAAUCAUUCUGUACUGAGUUGUAAACCUAGUGAAAUUGAAGAAUUACUUAGAUUAGCAGCGAAGAAUAAUAAUGGUUUUGUUACGUUGACUGUUCGUAGAAUACAUUCAUCAGAUAAGGCUGAAUGCAUGAAAAUAUCAGAGAUACCGACAAAAGAUUCAAUUAGUUCAAACAUAAUCAAUGUGAAGUUAUUAAAAGAGAAAGAUGAAGGUUUUGGUUUUGUGAUUGUCAGCUCUUUGAAUAAAGAAAAAGCAAGUGAAAUAGGUCGUAUAAUUCCAGGUAGUCCAGCUGAUAAAUGUGGACAAUUAGAAGUUGGACAACGUAUACUGGCUAUAAAUGGUUAUUGUUUAUUAGGAAUUAAUCAUAUGGAUAUUGUAAAUCUUAUACGUCAAAAUCAACAACAAUUAAUUUUGACAAUUGAAAAACCUGGUAAAUGAAAUUGGUUAAGAUCCUUUGUAUCUCUCACUAUCAAAAACGAGCAAUAAUUAUAAGAUAAUUAUUCUAUACAUGUUACAUAACACUACUAUCUAAUGUUUAUUUUCUUACAUACCAUACAACUUUCUCCUUACUCUUCUAUGCAUCAUACAAGGUUUUCACAAGUUCAUUUUUAACUGAUGUAAACAAUUGAUUAUGUAUGUUGGAGUUCUUAGAAUUUGAAAUAAAUGUUCAUAACUACUUUUAACAAAGGAAACUUGGAAUAAAUUGUUUACCUUAUUAAAAGAAAUCAUAAAGAAAAACCUCGGCUUAAUAGAAAUCAUCUAUCGCUAAAUAAAUCAUCACAUUAAUCAACAGUUUUCACUAUAAGUUGACAUUAUAGAGAAACUAUUUAGUUAUGUUCACUUGAUGUUGUUUUACUUGAAUCUUCCCAUUGUUAUUUAGGACUGCAAUUAAUCAGUCCUUGUUGGUAUAUGUGUAUCCUGGGCGGAUUACCUCGAUAUAGCCUUAAAUCACAAGCUUUUUAAGCAAUGAUGGAUCGUGACUAGCAGUGGACUUCCUGACGCGCGUUUCGUCUUAUUUGCGACUCGUCAGCUGGAUGUACUUGCAUCCCAGUGUUGAUGUUCACUCUGCGACUCGGACCCAGUACCUUUCACUUCAAAUGACAUUGUGUU
Molecule: messenger RNA, 2005 nt
Organism: Schistosoma mattheei
Lineage: Eukaryota; Metazoa; Platyhelminthes; Trematoda; Strigeidida; Schistosomatidae
Source: the annotation of a GenBank genome assembly